Phytophthora sojae is the source of this 453-nucleotide messenger RNA. RefSeq lists its product as hypothetical. The annotation marks the transcript as partial. NCBI's taxonomy places the organism in Eukaryota, Oomycota, Peronosporomycetes, Peronosporales, Peronosporaceae. The transcript has a single exon. The record is from RefSeq and is a predicted model, not a curated record.
CCUGAGUCCUUUGACAAGCUCCAGGCGUUGCUGGAGCCUCUGUGCUACCGCAAAUACGGGCUCCCCGGUAAAAACACGCAGUACACCUUCGACUACGGGCUGGCUGUGCUGUUGACCUACUAUGGUAAUGGCUGUGGCCAAUAUGGGGACGGUAUUGGAGGAGCUGCAAACCAGUUGGGGAUGUCAAGAACAGCAGCGCUUCGAUGCAUUCAGAACCUGGAGGAGCUUUUGUACGGUAUGAUGAAUGAUAUCAUCUACUUCCCGGCACCUACAGUGGAUGCAGAGUGGGAUGACAUGGUCGAUGGCUUUGCCGCACGUGGCGGAGAUUUUCCAGACGUGGCGUGUAUUUUUGACGUGUCGCUGCUGUUCUACACAAUCUGCUGGUGGAUAUCGGUCACAAAGAGGAAUUUGACUAUACACGGAACGAUGACGAGCGCGAACAGGCAAAAGUAG